Molecule: messenger RNA, 5468 nt
Organism: Calypte anna (Anna's hummingbird)
Lineage: Eukaryota; Metazoa; Chordata; Aves; Apodiformes; Trochilidae
Gene: MYSM1
Product: Myb like, SWIRM and MPN domains 1
Exons: 20
Coding region: 5-2506 (833 amino acids)
Biological process (GO): double-strand break repair
Cellular component (GO): BRISC complex; BRCA1-A complex
Molecular function (GO): metallopeptidase activity; polyubiquitin modification-dependent protein binding
Source: RefSeq, a predicted model, not a curated record
UGUCAUGGCGGCGGCGGUGGAGGAGCCGGAGGUGGACGUCGAAGGGGACCCGGUGGCCGGGUCCGGAGAAGCGGUGGUUGGAGCUCCUGAAACCACAGCUACAGGCUUCCCACAGGAUCACUAUCUGGAUUCUUGGAGAACGGGUAACAGUCUUCCAUGGACGUUGGACAGCAGCAUUAGUGAAGAAAACAGGUCUGUGAUUGAGAAAAUGUUGCUGGAAGAAGAAUAUUAUUUAUCUAACAAAUCACUUCCUGAAAAAAUAUGGCUCAAUCAAAAGGAAGCAAAGAAAAGACCUAUGAAAAGCCCACAUAAGAAAACUGGAAAAGCCAUAGUGCGAUCGCCUACGAAGUCAGCUGGCUGCUCAUUGAAGUGGACAUCAGAAGAGAAAGAACUGUUUGAACAAGGAGUAGUGAAAUUCGGCCGCCGGUGGACGAAAAUUGCCAAGUUGAUUGGGAGCCGUACGGUUCUGCAAGUCAAGAGCUAUGCUAGGCAGCACUUCAAGAACAAGGCACAAAAUGGUGAUUCUGAAAAAGAAGAGCAAGGUCAGUGUGGUAGCAGUCUUCCCACUGAAGAUAGGAUAAGGGUUGAAGCAUGGUCAUCUGGAAACUUGAGAAGCUGUGCAGACCCCCAUCUGAAUGCAGUGAAAAUUGAAAAGCUGUCAGAUGAUGAAGAAAUAGACAUAACUGAUGACAUGGAGGAGCUAUGUUCUUCUACCUUCCAGCAAGCAAGUGGAAAAUCAGAAUCAGCUGUUAAUUCAAAAAAUUCAGUGGAAGAAAUGAAGGGAACAAAACAAGUUUUUUCAUCUGUUGGACACAGUUCUGCAAUUUCUUUACCUAAAGAAGAUCCUCAACCUACCACCCAAGAUCCAGUGGGUGCAGUGGUGUUUCCAGGUGUUGCAGCAACAUGCUCUCAGCACCUGAGCAGUGAUAAAUCUGUGAACUUAGAUUAUCAGCAAUGCAAUAAUUUUACUGAGAAGGCUGAACAAGGCAGACUGGUAACAUCUUGUGGCACCAGGCAAGUAACUGAUCAGGAGCUUAAUGAGGAACAGAGGGACCUGGCUAAUAAUGGAUUGCUUUUUCCUUCUCCCUGCCAAGUGGGUGAAGAUCAUCAAGAGGAAGCAGAGGAGCUUAAGCCACCUGAUCAAGAAGUGGAGGUUGACAGAAGCAUCAUUCUGGAAGAGGAGAAGCAAGCUUUCCCAGAAUUUUUUGAAGGGCGCCAGGCCAAAACCCCAGAGCGUUAUUUGAAAAUCAGGAAUCACAUUUUGAAUCAGUGGGAGAGACACAAACCCAAAUACCUGAACAAGACUUCAGUCCGUCCAGGCCUGAAGAACUGUGGUGAUGUUAACUGCAUUGGACGGAUCCACACGUACCUGGAACUAACAGGAGCAAUUAACUUUGGCUGUGAGCAGGCUGUCUAUAACCGACCCCAGACAGCUGAUAAAACACGGGCCAAAGAAGGCAGAGACAGAGUGGAAGCUUUCCAGCUUGCUCACCGCCUGCAGUCCAUGCGCACGAGAAGACGGCGAGUGCGAGACCCCUGGGGAAACUGGUGUGAUGCAAAGGAUUUGGAAGGACAGACCUUUGAGCAUCUGUCUGCUGAAGAAUUAGCAAGAAGAAGAGAGGAAGAAAAACUGAAACCUGCAAAAUCUUCUAAAGGUUCAAGACAAAUGAAAAGUUCCUUUGAUCCCUUUCAGCUGAUACCAUGCUGUUUAUUCACUGAAGAAAAACAGGAACCUUUUCAGGUGAAAGUGUCUUCUGAAGCCCUUUUAAUAAUGGAUUUGCACUCUCAUGUCUCUAUGGCAGAAGUAAUAGGGCUGCUAGGGGGAAGAUAUUCUGAAGCUGAUAAAAUUGUUCAAGUCUGUGCAGCAGAACCAUGCAAUAGCCUCAGCACAGGACUGCAGUGUGAGAUGGAUCCAGUGUCUCAAACCCAGGCCUCAGAAACACUGGCUGCCCGCGGAUACAGUGUGAUUGGGUGGUACCACUCCCACCCAGCCUUUGACCCCAACCCCUCCAUACGAGAUAUUGACACUCAAGCUAAAUACCAGAGUUAUUUCUCCAGGGGUGGUGCCAUGUUCAUUGGGAUGAUCAUAAGUCCCUACAACCGCAAUAAUCCUCUUCCAUAUUCUCAGAUUACUUGUCUGGUAAUUAGCAAUGAGAUCAGUUCUGAUGGUUCCUACCGCCUGCCUUACAAAUUUGAAGUGCAGCAGAUGUUGGAAGAACCUCAGUGGGAAUUAGUAUUUGAGAAAACAAGGUGGAUAAUUGAAAAAUACAGAAGCUGCCAUAGCAGCGUCCCCAUGAAUAAAAUUUUUCAUAGAGAUUCUAACCUCACUUGUUUGCAGAAACUUUUGGAGUGCAUGAGGAGGACUUUGGGCAAAGUAACAAACUGCUUCAUUGCUGAAGAAUUAUUGACUCGGAUAGAAAACUUAUUCCUUUCUACAUACAAGAGUGAGAAAAAGAGUAAUGCUGAAGAAAAUGAGAAUGACUGUUCAAAAGAACUGCUGGUGUGAUGGCUUUAAUGAACAAAAAUGACUGAUUUUUUUUUUCUCUUUCCCCUCCUCCCCAUAAUGUCAACUCUUUCAGUGUUAUUAUCCAUUUUAUAUAGUAACUGGUACAGAAUCCAGUCUCAUCUGACUGUUAAACAGAAAAACCCCUAAUGUGUGUGACCUGACUACACAAGGAAUGCUUAAUACUAAUAUUUUGUAAAAAAUGGGUGCUAGAGAAUUAAUUGAUUUACCAGCAGUCUGCCAUUUGGGAAGAAGGACAGCCUGACAAGGAUCCUGUGUGUCAGCCUUCAAGGAGAGUUUGUCCUCUCAAGUGUUUCAGUUUGAGAAUUUUCUCAUAUCUUUUAUCUACAGGUAACCAUCUAACCUGGAAUCAGUUUAUUCCUCAGUACUUUAGAGACUAAGUUUGAAUCACAGCUUAACUGAAAUGAAAAUAUUGUAGCUCACUGAUUUCAAACUUUUCCUGGUAUCCAGCCUGAAGUAUUAUUCAGUUGUGGUUUAAUACAGCAUUUGAUUUUGGAGUUUAUUUUUUUUCCCCAUUGAUCCUUGUGGUCAAGUAGCUUUUUUGGCAUGCUCUUUGCCAUCUUGCUUCUUUAUCUAGGGAGGAAAAGUUGGCAAAUUUUCAUGACUUCUCAGUAGUAGUUAUGCUUGUUUCCAGUGGAAAUGAUGACUCCUGUCUUGUUACAGGUUGCAGCCUUUCUGAUCUUCCGUUCUAUGGGGAGAAAUUGUGCUCUUCUGACAGAUCAAUGUGAUUUGUCCACUUGAUUUGCCACUGUUUCCUGUGGAAACAAGAGCUCUAGAUUAACAGCAAACUUAAUGCAACAAGCAGAAACGUGUUUGUCCUAAAGAAAAAAACCACCAACUUUGAUAUUCAGAGUCUUCUCUAUAAUCUGCAGUUCAGUAAGAAAACAUACUGGUUUGUAUCAGUUUGGUUACAAUUUCAUACAAGUAUAUUCAGAUAGAUUGGUGUUGAUUGAGAAGUUUCUUAAUUGCAAGUUGGAAAUGUUUCAAAAGUGUCUUUGUAAUGAAAAUCUGCUUUAAAUGUUGCUUUCUAAAUGAGGAUUUCUAUAUAGUUAAUACUAUUUACACAAAUUUAUCUUGGGCAGAGUUUCUCAGGUCUAAAAUAUAUUUGAAAACAUGAAUCAAGCAAGACAGUUUAUAGCUAGAGGGAUGACAGUAGUUUAAAUUCUUAUUUUAAAAAAUAUGUUUGUAUAUAUCUAGUUCUUCAUAACAUAAAUGGAAUUUAAGAUUUUAUGUUUACAUUUUUAACUUCAGCAUUUCAUUUGUAUAAAGUUGGAAAAGCUUUAAAAUUGUGAAGCUGCAUCCCAAGGAGGAAACUCCUGGACAGGAAGUUAAAAAUGCUGGGGUUUAAAUUUUUUUUAUUAUUAUUUUAUUUAUCAUGCCUCAUAAAGUGUUUGUCUCUUUCUGUGACUAAGUAGAAGGUGUAGAACCCAUGAAGUGUGAGCUCUUGAUACUUGGUGAUUGUCUCAAUGCAAGAUUCAAGAGCCAUGGAUUUAAAAACCCUGGUGAAUGUUCUAUGCUCUUCUGUGUUCAGAUCCACUGGUGCCCAGCUUUAGGUCCCACUGCUGUGUAUCAUUUACAAACUAGAGUAUCCAUCCUUGUUAGGCAUGGUGACUCAGUCUGCAUAUAUUCCAAAAUGUCACCUUUGGGACUUCUUUAUUCAAAAUACUGCAUGGCUUUCUCUCUUUCCAGUUGAAACUGCACUCAUGGUGAGAAAGCUUUUCUUCCCUUAGUUGUGGAGUAGGUCUGCAGUGUCAGCAGUUCUGUGCAGUUUUGCAUAGGUUAGUUUGUAGAAAAAACACACAGUAUAAAUAUAUGUACUAAAAGUUGUAAUUAGUUCUGAUUUGUAGGAGGAGAAUCUUGAACCUCUCGUGUACUCAUCCAUUUACAGUCUCUUUCUAACCAGGAAGGUUGAGUGUCAGUAUUACCCACUCAGAGGUAACAACAUGCUGGCUGCUUCUAUGUUUAAUGAUUAAAAAGAGUUAAAGUAAUAACCUUGUGAUUUUUGUCUUUGACAAUGAUGUUAAAGAAUAGCUUUAGUAAAACAUGCUUCUGAAGUAGUUUGUUUCUUCAGACCAGGCCAUGGUGCAGUCUUCAGCCUUUGAUAAGCACAGAAAAACUCCAAAUGUUGUACAAGUUGGUGUGGGGGGAAACAAAAACUGCAAGUACCAGUGGGACUCUGUGUUGCCCCACGACACUGUAUGUGAGUUGGAAAUCCCACAGCCAGUGCUAAGUAAUAUUUCUGUGGGCAGAAGUAGAAGGGUAACAAAAUUACCUACUUUCCAUAAGUUAUUUUGACUUCACGGUUAAGAAGAGUUUGGAAAUCUCAUGCUUCUGAGUUGAUCAAGGUCUGUUCUCCAUUAAAAUUUUUAAUUGGAAGCUCUUUUCUCCAUCCAGCAAUUCUUUUAAAUGCUGGUUUUGCUUUAGAGCACCUGUUGCAGACUGAAAUGCAGUUUCUGUAUGUAAGGUAGGGUUUUUUCGGUUGUUUUUUGCCUUGCCAAGUUGUUGUUCAGGAGCUGGGAAGUGUUUGAGUAGCAAGUAGAAUGAUACAGUUUAAACUGGAAGAGUUAACAGUUUUAAAAUUAAAAGGAAACCAACUCCCAGACACUAAAGAGGUACAUUCUGGCCAGUAUCCUGUAGGGACAUUUGUUGGCCAAGUUCAGUUUUGCUAUCCCAGUUAUCAGCAGUGCAUCUCCAGAGGGAUAUGUGCCCUUUGUUCCAGGGAAGGGCAAUGCCCCUAUUUUUUUUAAAAUAAGUAACUUUCCAAGAACAAUUCACUUGAGGGAGCCCAGGAGGGAACCAGAAGAACCAAACUCAAAACAAGCCAUAGAAAAAUGUUAAUACUAUUGCCAUUGAUAGUAAGUACUUUUUUCCCUAUUGCUUGCUGUUUUGAUGUUCCUGACUGGUAUACAAGAGUCUACUAAUAAAGUCAGCAUAUGCAGUACCU